Molecule: messenger RNA, 633 nt
Organism: Anopheles marshallii
Lineage: Eukaryota; Metazoa; Arthropoda; Insecta; Diptera; Culicidae
Product: 26S proteasome non-ATPase regulatory subunit 9
Exons: 3
Coding region: 1-633 (210 amino acids)
Biological process (GO): proteasome regulatory particle assembly
Cellular component (GO): cytoplasm; nucleus
Molecular function (GO): protein binding
Source: RefSeq, a predicted model, not a curated record
AUGUCGCAUGAAACUCUGCAAACUCUUAUGGAGCGAAAGGAUCACCUGGAAGCGUCAAUCGAACAACACGGAAUGGUGCUGAAAGCGAACAAUAUUGGGCUGUACGAACCGCUGGUGGACAGUGAUGGACACCCGCGGCAUGACAUCGAUGUUUAUGCCGUGCGGAAAGCACGCCAUUCCAUCAUUUGCCUGCAGAACGAUCGGAAAGCGUUGUUGGCAACGAUCGAAAAAGAAAUGGCCUUACUGUUCAAGCAGGGACAAAACACAGUAUCAUCCAGCGUGCCGGACCAACAAACACCGCCACCGAUGGAGGUGGACGAUGGUGGUGAGGCGAAUGUGACAAAGCGUGACAAACCGUUGGAACCGUUUGUCUUAGUGGAACGGGUAGAACCAGGCCAGCUAGCCGAUCGUAUGGGCAUAGCCAUCCAGGACAAGAUUUUACAGAUUGGAACAUUAUCGGCACUGAACUUCAAGACACUAAAUCAAAUUCAAACCAUGAUUCACAAUGCCCGGGGCGGCAAGCUGCUAUUUGUGGUGCGUAAAGCAAACACCGGCAAGGACGUCACAAUAGAAAUGGAUUUGAGUGCUGAGGGAACCCGAAUGGGCUUUUUCUUAAAGCCACUGAAAGGCUGA